Stereum hirsutum FP-91666 SS1 is the source of this 1668-nucleotide messenger RNA. Its product is annotated as MFS general substrate transporter. Gene Ontology annotation, cellular component: membrane. NCBI's taxonomy places the organism in Eukaryota, Fungi, Basidiomycota, Agaricomycetes, Russulales, Stereaceae. The record is from RefSeq and is a predicted model, not a curated record. The coding region runs from base 1 to 1581 and encodes 526 amino acids. Gene Ontology annotation, molecular function: transmembrane transporter activity. The transcript has 4 exons. Gene Ontology annotation, biological process: transmembrane transport.
AUGACUAAAAAACCUACUUAUGAGGAUUCGGAGAACCGAAUUCCUCAGGCGGUGACCGUAACGAGUGGAUCCAACCCGAACACAACAACAGAAGUGCAUUCCGCGGAUGGAGACUCACACACCUUCGGCUCUGAACCUCACGUUGACCCCGAGCUCAAACUACCCAAACUCUCCAGUCUAUCUAUCAUAAUUUCAGCAAAUUUGUUCCUCCAGAUAUCGUUCUUCAUAAUUGUGUCUUCCUCCAAUGAUUACGCAAAAUAUCUAGGGGGUGACUCGACAUUUUCUGGUAUCGUUAUUGGUAUUCCUACAGCGUUCUCAGGUCUCGCCCUGCUGCCGCUCAUGCGUUACGACCAUGGCGGAUAUAAACUUCCCCUUCACAUCAGUUGUGCGGCCUCCAUCGUCGGCCACGUCCUUUAUGCAUCGGCGUAUGCCGCGAACUCGCUCUACAUGAUCCUCGUGGGUCGCAUCGUCAGCGGGCUCGCUUUCUCCAUGUGGAUGUACUGCAAACGAUACAUUGGGGACGCUCGCAUUGUCGGCGUCCGUCGGCGUACGACCCUUGCGGCUUGGCUCGUCUUUGGUCAAGGUUGCGGCAUGGCCGCUGGACCGUUUUUUGGUGGCCUCCUAUACAAGGUCGGCUUCAGCAACAGUAUUUUCAACGGUUACACAAGUCCAGGAUGGAUCAUGGCCGGGGUAUGGGCCAUAUUCUGGGUUUUGGCCACCAUCUACUACGAAGACCCUCCAUCAGCGGCGCCUGAAGUCCUGGAACUCCCGGUAGUCGAUGCACCUGUGGAUAUCACCUAUACAACCGAGACUAUCCCAGAAUCACUCCACUCUCGCUCCCGUCCGUUCCUAAACAAUUCAACCGCAGACAUGCCUCUCACUACGCUGACUGAAUCUCCUACGGCUUCUUCGCCCUCCUCCAUACGCACUGCAACAUCUGUUCCCAAGUAUCGGAUGUCGCUACCCGAGAUCGGCGUGGCCUUUACUAUCUGUUGGUGUUCAAUGACUUGCUUCUUUAUCCUCGGUGGCUGGGAAUCCAAUAUUCCUGUCUUCGCCUCCAGUCCCGAUGCCCCACAGUUCGGAUGGUCCCCCUUCGCAUCCGGCAACUUUAUCGCCCUCGGUGGCAUCGCCACCUUUCCCUUCCUCCUCGCCAAUCUCUUCGUAGCGCCCCGUCUUCAGGACCGCGUCAUCCUCGCAGGCGGAUCGGGUAUAGGAUUCGUCGGUCUACUUUUGUUCGUCGCGCUCUUAGCGGCCUCAGAGGACCACGCAGACCACGCGUCCUCCAUUCUCAACUACGGAAGUUACCUCGUCUGCUGGUGGGCGGUCGCCCUUGGCUUCAACAUCGCCAGCACUAUCACGAUGAGCUUGCUCAGCAAGCAGCUCCCACCAGAGUGGAACGGCCGCACAAGUCUCGCCAUCCAAUAUAGCAAUUACACGGGCAGGGUUACUGGUGCUAUCUGGGGUGGUAGUGGAGUAAAAGUUGGGAUGUUGAAUUAUGUGGGCUUGGACAUCGUGAUUGCAGGGAUCGCGGGGACGCUAUUCAUGGUCCUAUGGAGGGAUUUGAAGACGAAGAAGGGCUAAGAACAAGGAUCUACUCGCAUUGCGUUUGUUCUCCCUUCCGCAAUGAUCUUCGUCUCAAUCACGACCCUCCGUACUCAUGGAAGCAGU